CAAGGUCAGUCCCAGAAGCAGUUACUGAGUAGAGCAGGAGUGCGUACAACACAGAGCAAACAAAACUGCUGCUUUUAUAAAUGUGUUCGCUGCGUUUCUGAGUCUCUAGAAUGUCACUUCUGGGUUAUGCGGUUCUGCUGUUAUGUUGGAUAUAUUGUGCUGCACAAAGAGCCUGUGAAGAACCCCCUCCUAGGAGAGUUAAAGAGAUACCUAUAGAAACAUGGGACAAGCCUCCCUAUCCUCACGGCACUCAAGCAGCAUACAAGUGUCGGCCUGGCUAUAUAAAAGUUGGACGGAUUGUAUUUGAGUGCACUGAUGGAGCUUGGGAACAACCCUUCCAGUUGCUGGAGUGCAGACCUAAGCCCUGUGGACAUCCUGGAGAUAUUCAGUUUGGUUCAUUUGAACUUACCGCUGGAGAUCAGUUUGUAUUUGGUGCCCGAGUUGAGUACAGAUGUGAUGAGGGAUACCAGAUGCUCAACCUAAAAAAUUACCGUGAGUGUCAGGCAGAUGGAUGGAGCAACAGUGUCCCUCACUGUGAAGUGGCAAAGUGUUUACCAGUACAAGCACCAGCAAAUGGACGAAUAAUUGUGACCGGUGUGUUUGAGUUAGACCAAGAAUUUUCCUUUGGCCAAGUAGUAAAGUUCGAAUGUGAUAAAAAUUACAAGCUUAUUGGAUCUAAAGAAGUACACUGUUCUUCAAAUGGAAAGUGGAGUAGUGAUGUACCUCAGUGCCAAGAAACUACCUGUGAUAGGCCAGAAAUUCAGGAUGGAUAUGUGGAAUCUACAAAGGCAUCUUACAAAAAGUCUGAACGACUGCGGUUUUCCUGUAAUAAAGGAUACAGACAUGGUGAUAAAGCAGAAGUAGAAUGUACUGACUUAGGAUGGAGUCCAACCCCCUAUUGCACCGAAGUUCUAUGUCCUCCUCCAAGAAUUCCCAAUGGGAUCUUCAACCCUCGAGCAAAUGUAUACAGAGAAGGCAGUGAGAUCACCGUGGAAUGUAAUUCUGGAUAUCACUUUAAAGCAGUCACUGGCCAAAACACAGCUCAAUGCACCAAGGCCGGCUGGGCACCUUCUCCAGAAUGUGUUGCAAAACCAUGUGACUACCCAGUUAUAGAAAAUGGUGAAUUAAGCGAAGCUGUGCAGCGAAAUGCACACAUAUAUUUUCCGAUGGCAAUUGGGCAGCAAGUUGAUUACCACUGUCAUGAUGGUUACUCAACCCCAAGAGGAGACAUCUGGGUUCGAAUCAGAUGUUAUGCCUCAGGCUGGAGGCCAGAGCCAGAGUGCAUGAAAAUAUGUCGUGUGAAGCAGUUGGAAAAUGGUGCUUUCCUAACAAGAAACAAGUAUGUCUAUAAGGAAGGAGAAACAACUAAAUAUUCCUGCAGUGCUGACUAUACCCCAGAAAAAGAACGUGGUCAAGUUACAUGCACCAAGAAUGACUGGUCGCCUCCUCCAAGAUGUAUCCGCAAGAAUUUGUGCCAGUAUAUACAGUUUGACCAUGGUUAUUUGACUGUGAGACAGCCAACAUACAAUUUGCAGCAGGUGGUGAGCUACACAUGUCUUGGUAACUAUGUGACUGCAGAGAGGCGAAGAACAGGACAGACAGCGUGUCAGAAGGAUGGCUGGACACCUCCUCCCAAGUGCAUCAGACCAUGUAGUACGUCUGGCUUUAGGAAUCUGAAUUAUCACAGCAGUAGAACUCUGUUUCUUCCUGGAGACACACUUGARUACACAUGUGCAGAUGGAUAUCAAACGGCAAAUAAUAUGACGACUGGUACUGCAAGAUGUAACAUGGACAGUGAAUGGAUCCCAGAGCCCCAGUGCCUUGCAAUAGAAUGUGAAAAGCCAAUACUGUCCCACGGAGAUGUUUCCCCGAAGGCAGAUAUAUAUCAGAAUGGAGCUGUUGUGGAAUUUACUUGUGYGGCAGAUCAUGCCAGAGUGGGACCUUUCUCUGCUCAAUGCUAUUACUUUGGAUGGUUUCCAUCACCACCAAUAUGUAAAGUUGACCCCAGAGACUGUUUGCCUCCACCUGAGAUUGUCAAUGGAAGUAUUAUUGGUGGCUUUGAGGAACCGUAUCAUCAUGGGCACAGAACAGAAUACGAAUGCAAUGAUAACUUUAAAAUGCUUGGAUCAAAGGAAAUAGAAUGUGUUGACGGACAAUGGUCAUCUCGUCCCUCUUGCAUUGAAGAUAAAAUGCCAUGUGGAUCACCUCCUUCUGGGCUGAAUGUGAUUGUCUAUCGGCAAAAACAAGCCCAGUUUUCUCAUGGUGAUGAAGUAACUUAUAAAUGUAAAGCAAGAAAAGAAAUUUAUGGGAAACUAAAAUGUCUUAAUGGAGAAUGGAAACCUUUAACUUCUUGUGGAGGUCCAUCUCAGAAGUGUGCACCUCCACUGGGUAUCAACAUAGUGAAAACUGAAAAUGUUCCCAGGCCAAAUAAGGAGACCGAAGUCCACAAAAUUAUAUGGUAUACAUGCCAACCAAAUGACAGCAGUGUUAAAAAAGCUACUUGCAUAUUUGGAAAAUGGUCACCUGAGAUUGAAUGCUUCGCUGAGAAGUUGUGCCCACCUCCACCUCAGCUGCCUGGUGCUCAACCGAUACCAGUUGAAAGAAAUUACAGAAAUGGGAGUAAAGUAACGCUUUCAUGUCUGGAGAAUUUCCAGCUUGAUGGUGUGAAUGAAAUUACAUGUAUCCAUGGAAAAUGGCAAUCACCACCACGCUGUAUUGAAAGGCCAUGUUUGCCACCACAAUCUAUAGAAUGUGCUGAAGAUCCCAGGCUGGAAAAUCCAAGUUUAAGAGUGGAAAAAGAAGGGAAAACAACUUAUCUGGCUGGUGCUAAAUUUAAGUAUGUUCCUCGUUCUGGAUUCAUAUUAGAUGGACAAUCAGAGAUAACUUGUUCUAUGGGAACCUGGACUGCCUCUCCUACAUGCACUGAAAUGUCAUGCGGAAGUUUCCCAACAGUUGACAAUGCCCAAAUAGAAGGAAGAAUCAAGAAAAUGUAUGAGCCUGGAGAAACUAUUCGCUACCAGUGUGAUGCUGGGUUCUUGACAGUUGGCAACCCAGAAAUUAUUUGCAGAGCAGGAAACUGGACAGCACCACCCUACUGCGAAGAUGUCACCUGUACAGCCCCACCUGUAGUUCUCGGGGCUUCUACUGGGAGCAGUGAAGCCAACAGGUAUCUGCCAGGUGCCAGAGUGCAAUAUGAAUGUGAAACCAACUUCCAGAUUGUAGGUGUAAAUUACAUCAUUUGUACAAAUGGACAAUGGUCCCAACCACCAACUUGCAGAGAUUUGAAAUGUGAACCCCCUCCAGAAAUUGCUGGUGGUAAAGUUCAAGGUGUUAGRAAGUCCAAGUACAUGCCUGGGGAGAGAGCUCGGUAUCAGUGCUGGCAGGGUUUUCACAUGACUGGCGAUUCCACUGUAGCCUGUGAGAACGGGACCUGGACGAAGAGGCCAAAAUGCACAGGGAGAGACGAAAAAUGCGGCCCACCUCCAGCGAUUGAGAAUGGAGAUCUCCUUUCGUUUGCGCAGCAAGAGUACGCAUCAGGUGCAACUGUGSAGUACAAGUGCCCAAGUCUCUAUGUCCUGGAAGGAUCUCCCACUAUUACAUGUGUUGGGGGGCAGUGGACAGAUCCCCCUGUUUGCUUAGUGGCGUGUACGGCAUCUGAAGAGGWCAUGGACAGAAACAACAUCRAGCUGAGAUGGAYYGCAAGGAACAAGCUGUAUGCAGAAUCUGGUGACUUUAUUGAGUUUGAAUGUAAAAUUGGAUAUGUGCGGGACCCAGCCUCCUCUCCAUUCCGAGUACAGUGUGUAGAGGGGACACUAGUCUAUCCCCACUGCAAGCCRGGAAGGACGUGUACAGUGCAUGAGAGUGAUAUGGAGAAGAACAAAAUUCAACUAAAAUCAAGCCUGUCACAGUACUCCACCUUUCUCUCCAGGGAAUAUAUUUAUUUUGAAUGUAGACAGUGGUGGCAUACAAAAGCUUCAAGAGAUGAGGAAUUUAAAGUUCAGUGCUUGGAUGGAGAGUUCAAGUACCCCAGAUGCCAAAAUUUUAUUGGAUAAAUCAAAGUGACAUGAAGAAACCUGGCUUCAGAAGGGACAAAUGCCUCCACCAACCCAGUUAUUAGGCUUUAAUGUUAUACGRGAGAUUCUGUUUUGCUGUGCGUUGCGAUGAGCGUAGGCAAUGCUCUGCAUCAGCAUUCCUGGUAUAUGAUUGCCUUUCCCCUUUCUUUAUAACCAUUCCAUAUUGCUUAAAUUGUCACUUUGUUGACCUGUUAUGUCCUGAAUUCAGCUCUCUUUGG
Molecule: messenger RNA, 4291 nt
Organism: Nothoprocta perdicaria
Lineage: Eukaryota; Metazoa; Chordata; Aves; Tinamiformes; Tinamidae
Gene: CFH
Product: complement factor H
Exons: 24
Coding region: 111-4052 (1313 amino acids)
Source: RefSeq, a predicted model, not a curated record